CAGUAGUUACUACUGUCUAGUGUCUAUUAGCUAUUGCCUAAUCACAUUACGUCAUCUAAACUGAUAUAGGUGCUAGCAAGUGGACAGAUCCGAAAAUCGAAAUAAUUUAAUACCUAUUAUGAUUUUAUUCAACUUUAUAGUUAAAUGGUAAAAUAACAUUAAUACCAUUGAUUAAUUUAACAUUAUUUGUUGACUGUACACUGUAUUAUACAAUGCGACUUUGUUCAUGAUGAACUCUUGUUGUACGUCGAAUGGAUUGCAGACAUUAGAUCCUUGGCCACAGUUGACAACGGAUGCUGUUGAUUUUCAAUUUGAAAACAAUUUUGCCACCGACCAGCAGUCGUUCCAACCACUGCCCGACAAAGAAGAAUACUUACAGCGUUUGGAGCAUAAACUGAAAAGACUGAAGAACGGUUCACAGUCCGAUAGUACCAAACGCCGCCAAAUUGUCGAUCAACUGUGUGAUGCUCGCAAGUCAUGUUUAGAAUAUUUGGUGGAUUCAGAUAAUAUAGUAUUUGAAAACGAGCAAACAGCCACCCAACCUUCAAGUCUUUCCACUUGGAUCAAUCCAGAACAGCCGUUGUCUACAACUGAAACCCAACGACUAAUUGAACAAGAUACUCAAGAUGAAUGAGUUUUGGAGUCGUCGUACUUGUGUCAUUCUGACUGGCGCUAGCAAAGGAAUAGGACAGUGUUUGGCUGUAGAAAUUGGUAAACUUUUGGUCCCAGAGUCAACCAUUGUUCUUAUGGCUAGAGAUACAAAUGGUCUGGAAAAAACCAAAGAAAUGGUAAACAAAGAAAACAGUGACAUUUUGGUAGAGUAUUAUAGUGUGGAUUUAUAUAACUCUAACGCAACAAUGUUUGAAAAAAUUGUUGAACCUAUCGAUUCGACAAAGUACGAAUUAUUUUUAUUAAUUCAUAAUGCUGGGUCAGUUGGUAAUCUGGAUCAUCUUGCAGCUGACAUGAAUGAUCCUGACGAGUGGAACAAAUUCAUGUUGUUGAAUUUAUAUUCAGUAACCUGUUUAACAAGUGUAUUUUUAUCCAAGUUCAAUUCAGAUACAACUGAAAGAUGUAUUGUCAAUAUUACUUCAUUAUUAGGGAUUGAACCAUUUAAAUCAGUUGGAUAUUAUUGUGUUGGAAAAGCUAGUAGAGAAAUGUAUUUUCGCGUAUUGGCUUUAGAAAAUCCUACAUUGAACAUUCUUAGCUAUUCUCCAGGCCCCGUGUUGACCGAUAUGUACACAAAUAUUAGUUUGAAUUCAAAAGAUGAAGUAGUACGUGAACAAUUUACAAAUGGACAGCAAAAACAAUAUAUUGUGAAAGUAGAGGACACUUGUCAAAAACUAGUUAACACAUUAGCUAUGAGAAGUUAUAAAACUGGUGGUAGAGUUGAUUAUUAUGAUAGAUAAUUGUAUUCCAUAUGAAGCUCUUUUUUAAGAUUUUAUGUAUUAUUGUUUUUAAGUUAAUUUUAUUAUACAUUUCAUUUAUUAUAUCAUUUAUUAUGUAAUUAUAAUUUAUGUUGAAGAAAGAUAUGAUGAUAAUGAAUAUUUAUCUAAAAAUAUAUUAUUAUACACUACAUACCAUUAAAUAUUUAUAGUUCAGUUUUCUUACACUGAUAAAAUAAAAGCAUUUUAUUAUUA
Molecule: messenger RNA, 1637 nt
Organism: Acyrthosiphon pisum (pea aphid)
Lineage: Eukaryota; Metazoa; Arthropoda; Insecta; Hemiptera; Aphididae
Product: short-chain dehydrogenase-like
Exons: 5
Coding region: 627-1406 (259 amino acids)
Biological process (GO): tetrahydrobiopterin biosynthetic process
Molecular function (GO): sepiapterin reductase (NADP+) activity
Source: RefSeq, a predicted model, not a curated record